AUGUGGGGCAACCCACCGGCCGUCUUGCGUGUGUGUCCGUGUGGUCGUAGCAUGAGCAACAGUAGCGACACUUCUAGUCCGGUUGUGUCUAGCCACGUGUCUCUCUGCGACGAGGGGGAAGACGGGGCCGCAGAAGACGACGGUUCGUGGGCGAAAAACGGCGCUGGAGACGCGAUGUUGGAACAGCUGAAAGUCUUGGAGCCUAGCGACCGAGUGAGGGAGCUGCAGACCAUCCUCAGAGAUAGCACUACGUCAAGGGGCGAUUUCAUCUUCUACGCCGAUAGACUGAUAAGAGUGAUGGUAGAGGAAGGAUUGAACUGCCUUCCGUCUUACAAACGAACGGUUAUUACACCAACUGGUCAUGAAUAUGAAGGAGAAUGGUUUGAGAAGUGGAACUGUGCAGUUAGUAUCCUGCGCAGUGGUGAAGCCAUGGAAAAGGGGCUCCGGGAGUGCUGCCGUUCCAUGCGGAUUGGGAAGAUUCUCAUACGCAGAGACCAGGACACCAAAUUACCACGAGUGUACUAUGCCAAGUUUCCACCACAAGUUGACAAGAGACAGAUACUGCUGCUUCAUCCUGUGUUAGAAUCUGGCGCCACAGCCAAAGAAGCUCUAAACAUCCUCAAAGAACACGGCGUCAGAGAAGAGAAGAUUCACAUCAUUUCUCUCUUCGCAACACCCCGCGGAGUACACAAACUACUCAAGGACUAUCCCAAAAUCACGAUACUGACGUCAGAGGUGCACCCGUGUUCCCCCUCCCACUUCGGAAUGACCUACUUUGGCUCCGACUAAACACACUGCGCAGAGAGUCUGAGCAGUUUUUGAAUUUGAAUCACGACCAAUGAGACUGUCUUGUAUAAAUAGACCGACAUGUUUGGCAUUCGAUCUUUGUUCAUUAAACACUUUAUUAUGGAGUGUGGAUUCAGCAUAAAUAUUUGCUGUCGACAUCUGCGUCCCAUGAAAAUUUUACCUCAAGUAUUAUUAACCCCAAUGAACCCUGCCAAAGUUAAUGGAGUAGAGACAUGAUUGGAGUCCCACAAGGUCAUGAAUAUCAUUACACUGCCCCCCCAUCGGUCAGACGGACUGCUGUGACAGGGAAUGAACGGAAUCCACAAACACCUUCAGAUGCUCGGGAUCCAUGUCUGGAUAGAUCCCGUGACCGAGGUUUGCAAUCCAGCUCUGCCGUCCAAACCCUCUCACCAUCUCCUGCACCCUUCCCACUAUGUCUUCCUUUGAACCAUAUAGUGCACAAGGGUCGAGGUUGCCUUGGAGACAGACUCCACCCCCAACAGCUCGUCUGGCUUCGCUGGGGUCGUGGGUCCAGUCAAUUCCGACGACAUCAUACCCGCUGGAUCCGAGAUCGGGCAGAGCGUAGUGAGCUCCUUUGGCAAAGACAAUCAAUGGAACAUUGGGCAGUCCACUCUGUUGCAGUCGCUCCCUCAGUUUAUUGGCAAUUUGUGUCAAGUAGAGGAGAGAAAAUUCCUCAAACUGCUUCGUACCAAGUAUACCAGCAUGAGAUUCAAACACCUGCAAAGCCUGAGCCCCGGCUUUGACCUGUCCCUCCAGAUACUCCACGCAGACGUCGGUAAUGGCCUGCAGCAGCUGGUGACUGGCGUCCUUGUGUCGGUAGAGCCAAGCCUUCGCCCUGCUGAUGGUGUUGCUACCCCCACCCUCUAUCAUGUAGGACAUGAGCGUCCAUGGAGCGCCACAGAAGCCAAUGAGAGGCACUUUCCCCUCCAGUCUCCGUCUGGUGAGGGAGAUUGCGGAGAAGACAUAGCCCAGCUCUUUGUCGACAUCC
This is a messenger RNA of Geodia barretti, 1795 nucleotides long. The record is from the annotation of a GenBank genome assembly. Lineage: Eukaryota; Metazoa; Porifera; Demospongiae; Tetractinellida; Geodiidae.